Fragaria vesca subsp. vesca is the source of this 5373-nucleotide messenger RNA. Its product is annotated as pentatricopeptide repeat-containing protein At4g33170-like. Gene Ontology annotation, biological process: RNA modification. Lineage: Eukaryota; Viridiplantae; Streptophyta; Magnoliopsida; Rosales; Rosaceae. The transcript is spliced from 8 exons. Bases 307 to 5184 code for a protein of 1625 amino acids. The record is from RefSeq and is a predicted model, not a curated record. Gene Ontology annotation, molecular function: zinc ion binding; RNA binding; protein binding.
CACAAAAGAGAAGGAAGAAGAAGAAGAAGAAGAAGAUAGAUAGAUAGAUACAGAUAUAGAUAUAGAGAGCCCUGAAAGCUCCAGAUAACACUGCAACACACACACACACAGCUCCUCCAAGCUUGAACUUCAAAUCUCUCUUUGGCUUUCCUAUCACUCUCUUCUCUAAAGCUUUGGCUUCUACCAGCUCAUGGAUCCCUUCGAUUUGGUGCGAAAAGGGUUUGGUUGAUGCUUACUGAAAGUUUUGUGUUCUUCUUCUUCUUCUUCAAUUCGAAGCUUGUCUAGUUGUAUCUAAUUCAGUAAAUAAUGAGCUUGUCCAAGAAAGGAUCCUUCACGAAUGACACAAAGCUAAGCGCUGCUGCAAGCAAGGCAACGUCUUUAAAUCCAAAUGCCGCAGAGUUUGUUCCCUUUUCACUCAGAUCUCCAUCAUCUGGAAGCACCAGCACAGCUCAGGCGGCAUCAGCAUUCUCUUCAUCGGGAACCUUUGGAAAAGCUGUAUUAGAUCGAACUGAAUCUUCCACCUCGAAUAAUUCUGAUGACGAGGCCCACCAAUAUUGGCGCCAUCAGCUCCCUGAUGAUAUCACUCCUGACUUUAAGGUCAUGGGAGAAGAUGAGUCACCAGGUCUUGGAAACAUCUCUUUGGCCGGUUUGUCCUUGCAUGAUGAUGGUGAAAUAACACAGUUUCCUGCCUCUACGGGCAGUGGAUACUUAUUAAAUGAGUCACACAUCAAUGGUAAUAGCUUUUCUGACAAGUUAAGAGUUGCUACAUCUCCAUAUGGGGAUGAUCUUUCCUCCCCCAGUUUCAUGCAUAUGUCAACCAAGCCUUGGGAUAAGCAGAUUCUGACUAGUAAUCAGCUUGUUAGCAAUGGUCAUGAGGGAUCUCUUUAUGAUGGCAUUUCUAGACAUGGAUUCAUGAAUGAUAUAUUGGGUGAGCAAGCAGUUCUUGAUGAUAGCGAAAUUAACCCUGCCGAUUUUUUGGCUUCACAGUUCCCUGGGUUUUCCGCUCAGAGCCUUGCAGAAGUUUACUUUGCCAAUGGUUGCGACUUAAACCUGACUAUUGAAAUGUUGACACAGUUGGAGCUUCAAGUUGAUGGUGGUUUUAAUGAGAAUAUGAAUCCAAAGACCUUGUCAGCUCCUGAUCUUAGUUCGAUGGACUUUCCUGCACUUACUCCAACAGAUGGUCAGCAUGGUCAUCCAAAAUAUGCUGGAGAUGAUGAUUUCCAGCAAAGUGGCAAUCCUUAUCGAUCUUCUGACAAGGACAACAUGCUUAUGUUUAAGUCUAGCUCAUCCUUUCCAUCUAGAGGUGCAGUAGAUUUUGCUUCAGCUGUCAGGAAAUUGGCAACUCAGGAUUCAGGUGGAUGGAAGUAUGAGAGGAAUGGUUCUGCUGAUGCCGCAAUUGGCUCAAGUAGAGCUUCCCAUCUUGUAAAUAGCACUUACAAUACUGGGCAUGGAAGAGCCAUCUACAGUGAUAGGUCGCAGACUCGUGGUUCAGCUCGGACUGCUCCUGUUUGGCUUGAAACUGGAGAUGCUGUUGCAAAUAUGUAUUCCGAUCUGCGGGAGGAAGCUCGUGAUCAUGCACGCCUACGUAAUGCAUGCCUUGAGCAGGCACGGCAAGCAUACCUUGUUGGAAACAAGGCUCUCGCAAAGGAACUGAGUGUUAAAGGGCAGCUGCACAACAUGCAUAUGAAGGCAGCUCAUGGCAAAGCUCAAGAAUCUAUAUAUCGCCAGAGGAACCCAGAAAUGCAAGGCAAUGGAAGAGCACAUGAGAGGAUGAUAGACCUGCAUGGACUUCACGUAAGUGAAGCUCUUCAUAGGCUCAAGCAUGAGCUGAGCAUAUUGAGGAGUACUGCCAGAGCAGCAGAAACAGGUCUUCAGGUUUAUAUAUGUGUUGGAACUGGCCACCACACCCGGGGUUCACGCACACCGGCAAGGCUCCCAGUGGCUGUACAGCGUUACCUACUGGAAGAAGAGGGCCUCAAUUACAGUGAGCCACAGCCUGGGCUGCUUCGAGUUCUGAUGGAUCUUAACCCCAUUUAUCCGUCAUUCUCUGUCAAUGAUCCACCAUCUUCAUCUCAGUUCCUCAUUUUAUUCUCCAUUCAAGCGAUCUUCACCUCUACAAUGCGCGCGCAGCUGCAUACCAAUCUCCGACCCAAAUCAAUUCUCUUCUCCACCAAAACCCCGAAAACCCUGGUCCCUCUCUCCAAUAUCUCCUCCCUUUCGAACCCUAUCUCUCACUCGAAACCCUCCUCUUCGUCUUCUCCAUGGUUCUCUAUCCUCCGCACCGCCAUUGCCAACACAGACCUCCCCCUCGGCAAGCGCGCCCACGCCCUCAUCCUAACCUCCGGGCAAUGCCCAGAUCAUUUCCUAAUCAACAAUCUCAUCACCAUGUAUGCCAAAUGCAGGUCGCUCGCAUAUGCACGCCACCUGUUCGAUAAAAGUCCUGAGCGAGACCUGGUCACCUGGAACGCCAUUUUAGCAGCCUACGCGCAAUCGGGUCGCUAUCUGGUUGAAAAUGCUCAAGAGGCUCUUGGGAUUUUUCGGCGGCUUCGUGAGUCUGUUGUGUUCACCAGCGGGCAUACUCUGGCGUCGGUUUUGAAGCUGUGUUUGAUGUCGGGGCGUGUUUGGGUUUCCGAGGCUGUUCAUGGGUAUGCGGUGAAGAUUGGGUUGGAAUGGGAUGUGUUUAUUACGAGCAACCUGGUGAAUGUGUAUUGUAAGCUCAGGCGAGUUAAGGAGGCUCGGGCUUUGUUUGAUGGGAUGGUGGAAAGGGAUGUUGUGCUGUGGAACACAAUGCUGAAGGCAUAUGUGGAAAUGGGACUGAAGGAGGAAGCGCUUACUCUUUUCUCUGAGUUUCAUCGGAGCGGAUUAGGUCCUGACAGUGUUAGUGUGCGUUGUGUUCUUGGUGGGAUUCGGAAAGUUGAUUCUGAUGAAGGCAAGAGGCACAUGGAGGAGGUUCAAGCAUAUGCAGCAAAGCUGGGGGAGUUUGUAACUAAUGUGGAUGAUGAAGCCUAUCCACCAAGUUUAUGUGAUCCUUCUACCGAUUCCGAGGUGUUUUUGUGGAACAAGACGUUGUCCAAAUAUGUCCGAGCUGGUGAAAAUUGGGCUGCCGUAGAGUGCUUUAGAAAUAUGAUUAGAUCAAAAGUUGGAUAUGACAGUGUGACAUUAGUCAUCAUUCUAUCUGCGAUUGUAGGCACAAAUAAUUUGGAGGCGGGGAAGCAGAUUCAUGUUGCUGCUUUGAAAUCAGGUCUUGAUUCUGUUCUUUUGGUAGCCAAUAGACUUAUUAACAUGUAUUCAAAGGCUCGUUGUGUGCAGUUUGCGAUAGAAGUAUUCAAUCACAUGAAAGAGGUGGACCUUGUUUCAUGGAACUCGAUGAUAUCAUGUUGUGCACAAAGCGGUUCAGGAGAGGAAUCAGUAAACCUAUUUAUAGGUUUAUUACGGGAUGGUCUAAGACCUGAUCAGUUCACAAUUGCAAGUAUUUUAAGGGCUUGCUCCUCUCUUCAAGAAGGGUUGCAUCUCAGCAAACAGGUUCAUGUACAUGCAAUUAAAACCGGUAUUGCUGCUGACAGAUUCGUUUCAACAGCUCUUGUUGAUGUUUAUUCUAGAAGUGGAAAGAUGGAGGAGGCGGAGGCUCUAUUGGAAAAUAAAGUUAAAUUCAAUCUGGCUUCUUGGAAUGCGUUGAUGUUUGGGUACAUAAAGAGUAAUGACAGUCACAAAGCGCUACAACUUAUGAGGAGGAUUCAUAAUGGUGGAAACAGUGUAGACGAGAUUACUUUGGCAACUGUUGCCAAGGCAACUAGUUGCCUGGUAGCAUUGGUACCGGGGAAGCAAAUUCAUGCUCAUAUCAUAAAGACAGGGUAUUCAAAGGACUUGUACGUUAACAGCAGUAUUCUAGAUAUGUACAUAAAAUGUGGAGACAUGGGAAGUGCACACACAGUUUUCAAUGACAUUCCUUCACCGGAUGAUGUUGCGUGGACAACUCUUAUCUCAGGGUGUUUAGAAAAUGGAGAUGAAGGGCGCUCCGUGUCUAUAUACCGUCAGAUGAGGCAGUCAGGAGUUCCGCCCGAUGAAUACACCUUAGCUACCCUUGUCAAAGCCGCCUCUUGUCUGACAGCAUUGGAACAAGGGAAACAGAUACAUGCAGAUGCAAUAAAGUUGGAAUAUUCCUCCGACCCUUAUGUUGCGACAUCACUUGUUGACAUGUAUGCCAAAUGUGGUAACAUAGAAGAGGCAUAUCGUUUAUUCAGAAGGAUGGAUGUCGGAAGCAUUGUCCUGUGGAAUGCCAUGUUGGUGGGUUUAGCUCAACAUGGAGACGCUGAAGAAGCAUUAAAUCUUUUCAGAGUCAUGAAAUCUAGAAACAUUGUGCCUGAUAGAGUUACUUUCAUUGGAGUUCUUUCUGCUUGCAGCCACUCUGGUUUAGUUUCCGAAGCUUAUGAGCAUUUUUCUUCAAUGCAAAGAGAUUACGACAUUGAACCUGAGAUUGAGCAUUACUCUUGUCUAGUCGAUGCCCUUGGUCGUGCAGGGCGUGUUCAAGAGGCAGAAAAGCUGAUAGCAUCUAUGCCAUUCGAAGCUUCUGCUUCAAUGUACAGAGCCCUGCUUGGUGCUUGCAGGGUUCAAGGGGACACAGAAACUGGAAAACGAGUAGCAGAACAGCUCUUAGCUAUCGAGCCAUCUGACUCUUCGGCUUAUGUUCUCAUAUCCAAUAUGAAUGCUGCUGCCAACCAGUGGGAUGCUGUGAACGAUGCUCGACAAAUGAUGAAAGUGAACAAUGUAAAGAAAGAACCAGGUUUCAGCUGGAUAGAUGUGAAGAACAAGAUCCAUUUGUUUGUAGUAGAUGAUAAAUCUCAUCCUGAAGCCGAUUCGAUAUACGACAAGUUGGAGGACUUGAUGAAAUGGAUCAGCGAAGAAGGGUAUGUUCCUGAUACAGAGUUUGUGCUUGCUGAUGUUGAAGAAGAGGAAAAGGAGCGAGCUCUAUAUUACCAUAGUGAGAGACUAGCCAUAGCUUAUGGACUCAUAAGCACCCCUUCCUCUGCCAUUAUUCGGGUCAUCAAGAACCUUAGAGUUUGUGGAGAUUGCCAUAAUGCAAUCAAGUACAUAUCAAAAGUUUCUCAAAGAGAAAUUGUGGUGAGAGAUGCAAAUCGCUUCCAUCGUUUCAAAAAUGGAGGCUGCUCUUGUGGUGAUUACUGGUAACUCGGCCAUACAGGAUAGAUAGAAUCAACCUGAUUACUCACCUUUUUAGUUCCUUUUGUUAUGAACAUUUUCAAUUCAUUCAGUAUUUUUACUUUUUAGUGGAUUCUUUGAUUUUAACAUCAUUUUCAUGUUUCUAUGUACAAUAAUGGAUUGCAACAAUUUGAUGCGCAAUAGAUAUUUUCUAUAUUC